AUGUCCUUCCUGAGGAAUUAUUUCGGCACCUCCGCCGCUCCAGCGAAGGAGGAGAAGAAGCCUACCCGUGCUCUGCCCGCCUCCUGGUACACAUCGCAAGAUAUGUACGAGCUCGAACGACGAGCCAUCUUCUCCCGGAAGUGGCUUCUUACUACACACAAGCACCGAGUCCCAAACACUGGUGACUUUGUUCGCUACGACGCCGCAGGCUACCAGUUCGUCGUCGCCAAAGACAGCAACGGAAACAUCACCGCUUUCCACAGCAACGAUCUCUUCCCCGCGCAUGUGCACAUCGACCGAAACGGAUUCGUCUGGGUCAAUCUGGACGCUAGCGAAACCCCCGAAGUUGCCUGGAAAGACGACUUCGACGGUGUCGACGAGCAGCCCCGGUUCGAGCACUACAACUUCGAGGACUACGUCUUCGAUCACACAUGGGAUAUGGAGGGCGAGUUCAACUGGAAGAUCUUAGCCGACAACUACAAUGAGUGCUACCACUGCCAAGUCGCUCACCCCGACAUCCCCACAAUCGCCGAUCUCAACUCCUACUAUGUCAAGACCAAGGACGGCCACAUCCAACACUACGGCGCCCCGCGACCAGACCAGAUCGCGAAGGGCUUCCGCAUAGCAACUACCUAUUUCUGGCCUAAUGCUUCUUUCAAUAUCUCUCCCAACUUCUUCUUCAUGCAGCGAUUCACCCCUACCAGUCCGACCCAAUGUGUCAUGCGGUACGAAGUCUACCGCCACAAGGACGCCACCGAUGAGGCCUUCAACCUCAUCAGCGACAUGUACAAACGAAUCAUGUCGGAGGAUAAGUACCUGUGUGUGCACUCGCAGAAGAACCUCAAUGCUGGUGUCUUUGUCAACGGCCAGCUUCACCCGGAGAUGGAGGCAGGCCCGCUCCAUUUCCAGAAGACCGUCCGUGACGUCGUCACAGAACACUUUGCCAAAGAGGAGGCUGCGGGGCAUCAAAUCUGGCCUGCGAAGCAUACUCUUCCUGAGGCUAUCACCCAGGAUCAAUAUGCGCACUACGGUGUCGAGGUCGACACUUUCAAGAGCCCCAUGGGUACCGGUAUCUCCACGGUAACGGAAAUCGCUGUGUAG
Messenger RNA from Penicillium egyptiacum, 1101 nucleotides. Lineage: Eukaryota; Fungi; Ascomycota; Eurotiomycetes; Eurotiales; Aspergillaceae. The record is from the annotation of a GenBank genome assembly.